Molecule: messenger RNA, 1728 nt
Organism: Phlebotomus argentipes
Lineage: Eukaryota; Metazoa; Arthropoda; Insecta; Diptera; Psychodidae
Gene: rept
Product: ruvB-like helicase 2
Exons: 4
Coding region: 166-1578 (470 amino acids)
Biological process (GO): regulation of transcription by RNA polymerase II; box C/D snoRNP assembly; chromatin remodeling
Cellular component (GO): NuA4 histone acetyltransferase complex; R2TP complex; Ino80 complex
Molecular function (GO): ATP binding; DNA helicase activity; ATP hydrolysis activity
Source: RefSeq, a predicted model, not a curated record
AGGCUGUCAGGAACGCGGUGAGUUUGUUUAUCGGCGGAAAAGCGUGAAUAUCCAAGAAAUACCGUGAUUCAUUGGCUGAAUUCAGUGGAAAUCACAAAGGAAAGAACCAGUGGAAGCUUUUGUACAGAAAUUUUUCCAAAUAGCAAGGCAGAAAACCCUUUCCGGAUGGCUGACGGAGAUAAGCUGGAGGUGCGUGAAAUCACCAGAAUCGAGAGAAUUGGUGCGCAUUCGCAUAUCCGAGGCCUGGGGCUGGAUGAUGUGCUGGAGGCGAGGAGUAUCUCUCAAGGAAUGGUGGGCCAGAAAGAUGCUCGGAAAGCGGCUGGAAUUAUCGUUCAAAUGGUGCGCGAGGGGAAGAUUGCUGGCCGGUGUAUCCUCAUAGCCGGUGAGCCGAGUACUGGCAAAACCGCUAUAGCCGUGGGAAUGGCUCAGGCUCUGGGACUGGAGACGCCUUUCACGUCCAUGUCUGGAUCUGAGAUCUACUCGCUGGAGAUGAGUAAAACCGAGGCGCUGAGUCAGGCACUGCGCAAGAGUAUCGGCGUGAGAAUCAAGGAGGAAACGGAGAUAAUUGAGGGUGAAGUUGUGGAGAUUCAAAUUGAUCGUCCGACAUCUGGCACUGGCCAAAAAGUGGGCAAAGUGACGCUAAAGACAACGGAGAUGGAGACGAACUACGACCUGGGUAAUAAGAUCAUCGAGUGUUUCAUGAAUGCCAAGAUUCAAGCCGGCGACAUUAUCACUAUCGACAAGGCGUCUGGGAAGGUGAACAAGCUGGGCAGGAGCUUCACGCGGGCGCGCGAUUACGACGCCACGGGCAUUCAGACGCGCUUCGUGCAGUGCCCGGAAGGAGAGCUGCAGAAGAGGAAGGAAGUUGUGCACACAGUGACUCUUCAUGAGAUCGACGUGAUCAAUAGUCGCACUCACGGCUUUCUGGCACUCUUCUCCGGCGACACUGGCGAAAUCAAGCAGGAAGUGCGCGACCAGAUCAACAACAAGGUGGCCGAGUGGCGCGAAGAGGGCAAGGCAGAGAUAAAUCCUGGCGUGCUGUUCAUCGAUGAGGCGCACAUGCUGGACGUGGAGUGUUUCUCGUACCUCAACCGCGCUCUGGAAAGCGACAUGGCGCCCGUGGUGAUCAUGGCUACGAAUCGUGGCAUCACGAGGAUUCGCGGCACUGAUUACAAGAGUCCUCAUGGCAUUCCCAUCGAUCUGCUCGACCGCAUGAUUAUCAUUCGCACGGUUCCGUACUCGGAAAAAGAGUUCAAGGAGAUCCUGAAGAUUCGCUGCGAAGAGGAGGAUUGCCAGAUGAGCACCGACGGACUCACCGUGCUCACGAGAAUCGCCACUGAAACCAGUCUUCGGUACGCCAUUCAGCUCAUCACGACGGCCAACCUCCUUGCGAGGCGUCGAAGAGCCACUGAGGUGACCAUCGAGGACGUGAAGAAGGUGUACACACUCUUCCUGGACGAGAGUCGCUCCAGUCGGAUUCUGAAGGAGUAUCAGGAUGAGUACCUCUUCAAUGACGCCGGAUCUGGCCCGACCGGGAGCAACACGAAAGUCACGCCGAUGGACGUUGGAGACAAUUGAUGGUCCGCACCUUCUCGGCAUCGACAUGAAGACAGAGGGAGAACAAGGUGAUCGGAGAUUGAAGGAGAGAAAUUUGUUGGAUCGAAUGUUUUCAAAUCAUCUUCAGUAUGUUGUAUGUCAUCAUCAUUUUCAACAGAAUGCCCGUGAGAG